Molecule: messenger RNA, 2752 nt
Organism: Colletotrichum godetiae
Lineage: Eukaryota; Fungi; Ascomycota; Sordariomycetes; Glomerellales; Glomerellaceae
Product: cell wall anchored protein
Exons: 4
Coding region: 374-2470 (698 amino acids)
Molecular function (GO): protein binding
Source: RefSeq, a predicted model, not a curated record
AUGAGCUGAUUGUCAAUGUUCUGUCAAGACUGAUUUGCCAGCACUUUCUUCUCUUCUUGCUUUUUUCAUUACGCCCUUUAGAAAUCCGUAAUUUCAUUGCAUUCCACUUUCCAGACCAAAGUAUCAGACCAGUCGAUCAUUACCUCGCAGUCUUCGAGUAGCUCACUCUAUCUCCCGAGACAUACAUCAAAGUGGGAGAUUGCGAUCAAUAAGCUCUUAAUCGGUCUUCUUACUUCUCCCUUUUCUCGGUUUCACACGCUAUGAGCACGAUCCGUUCCGACUGAAGGGUCAAGUAUCUCCAGGAACCUGGUCCACGGAUAGAUCAAGAUCGACAUACCGCUGGCGGGAGGGAUCACACGGAUCACGGAACGCAAUGGCAUUCUCCAAUCCCUUGCUCACGGUUUUGGCCCUGGCCUUGCUCCCGGCCUCAACUUUGUCGCAGAAUGAUCCGGUGAACGACUUUUGCCGUCGAUUUGGACACCAGACAGCCGUUGUCGAUAACAAGCUCUUCAUCGAUGGCGGUCUCGUAAAUUGGAAUCCACUGUCAUCGUUUCCCGCCAACUACUCAAAUACAUGGCUUCUCUACCAGGAUCUGUCUUCCUCGACAGCUUCGGGCAUGCCACCCCUUUACGCCAAUCUCUCCAAAAAUGGAUCAAUCCCUAAUGUCGCCGGCGGUGCUCUCUGGUCUGAUAAUGUCAACAAACGUCUCUAUCUGUUUGGCGGAGAGCGCAAUGCGGGAGAAUCGCCCAUGCCCUUCAACCUAUACGGCUACGAUAUCCUGAAUAACCAAUGGGAUUCUUUCGGCCCAUCUCGCACGGGGGCCUCGAUAUCAAAAGUCAGCUAUGGCGCAGGAGUUUCAGUCGAUACACGCGGCGAGGCUUACUACUACGGUGGAUGGUUGAGCAACGCCUCGGUUCCUGGAUGGGGUACUGGUCCGCCGGUCGCGACGACUGGGUUAGUGAGAUAUACCAUGGAUACCAACAGCUUUUCCAACAACACUGGUCCUGAUAAUGUACGACGCGCCGAGGGCAGCCUACAUUAUAUCCCCGCUGGGGACGGUGGGAUGCUCAUCUACUUUGGGGGCAUACAGGAUCUGGCUGGCAAUGGAAGUUCCACGACCGGGCAGCCCAUGGACCAGAUAUUCAUAUACGAUGUGCUCAGCAGCAAGUGGUACACGCAGAAAGCUUCAGGUGAUGUUCCUGGAAUGCGACGACGAUUCUGCGCGGGCGUGACGUGGGCUGGAGACCAGUCGUCUUACAACAUCUACAUGUAUGGUGGCGCCAAUGCUCCAGGCGUGCUCGGCGCGGGAUUCGACGAUCUCUACAUCCUCUCGAUUCCGACCUUUACCUGGAUCAAGAUGUACCCCAUCGGCCGCAACGGGACCGGAGACUAUCCUCACCAUUCGAUGUCCUGCAACAUCGUCCCUGGCCGUGCGCAAAUGAUCAUCUCUGGAGGCACUUUCCCACUCUCCCAAGACUGUGAUUCACCCGGGCAAUGGGGAACUCACAACGCGGAUCUCGGAAAACAGAAUGCUGGCAAGGCUGUCUGGGAGCUAUACAAGCCCAACAAGACAACGUACGCCGUACCGGACGAAGUCGUUGCUGUAGUAGGCGGCAACGGCAACGGCGGGGCUACAAAGACUGCGCCGGCGGCUGGUUUCGACUACACUGAUGUCAGCCUCCUCAUCACGCUCACGGCUAAUGUCCCUAGCCGUAUGCCGACGAGAGAUGUCGGUAGUACCAGUGCUCCAUCUCCCACGGGAAGCUUAUCUACGGGUGCCAUCGUCGGUAUCGCGGUAGGAGCCGCAGUUCUGGUCGGCGCCCUCGCCAUGGGAUGUUUCUUUCUGGUCCGCAAGCGCCGGUCAGAUCGCUUCCAUACCGGGGCAUCGCCGCCGGGACCAAGCCACGUGUAUCACGCCCAGAGCAUGUCAGAAGCGUGGUCACCACCCGCAGCAUCGCCUUACUCACCACCAUACGGUCCUUCGCCUUUCACACCCCCUCCCCUAUCCGCCCAUCCACAGUCACCGCACCCAAUGUCACCGCACCCAAUGUCUGCGCACACAGUACCGCCGCACAUGGGCCCGCCGGUGGAGCUGCCCUCAGAGCCGUCAUACACAACGACACCAUCGGCUCUGGCGGGAACGACGACGCUCACAAACAUCUCGUCAACGGCGUCCUACCCGCCGCAACAGGCGUAUUUCCCGGAGACGACGACAUUGCUCAAUCAGCCACAGUACGACGCACACGGGAACAUGUGGAUGCCGCAGGUGAGCAUGGUGCAGGUCGCUACCGGGGUGAGCCCGCCGUUGCCCGAGUACACGCCGGCGAGGGGCGACCAGAAGACACCGCAGCCGACGGCGACCGAGGUACGGCACGAGCCGCCGCCGCAGGAGCCGCAGGAGCUAAGUGCGGACCCGGAUGAUCGGGCGGAGAGUUCGAGGCAGGAACAUCAGACUUACUACAACAGAUAAUUUGACUUUGCAGGCGUAUGGUUUAGUUUAUGCUGGGAGUUGGCCUAUGGCCUGAUGUAUCAAUGAUGAUGUUGGGCAGGGGUGGGAGCACGUAUGGAAAGGAGUCUCAGGCGUUUGCCUUUCUGUUUGGUCAUGUCUUUCCCGGCACUAUUCCCACUUGGAGUUUUGAUAUAAAGUUACAAUGACCCAGGGUUCGGCAAUUUCUCAAAGUAGCAGAUACCUUGAGUUAUCAGGGUCCGGAGCCAUCAAGCUUCAAAGUGACGAAUGUGAUAAAUCCUGCAA